CGAAAAGAGCCUGAAACACAAAGGCACAAUCCCAAAUUAAAAUCACAGCAUAAAAAAUAAAAUUUUAAUACUACUUCCAAGUAGCAGUGUAUUUUUAUUUUUCAGAUAGAUAUGUAUCUUCACAGAGCAAAAGGCAACCAAAAAAUGCAAUAAGAAACACAAACAUGGCUCCUUCUUCUUCUUCUUCUUCUUCUUCUUCUUCACCUUCUUCUUCCUCUAAAUCUCCUCCUCCUCCUCCUCCUCCUGCUUCCCACCUAUCCCCUGACUUCACUCCAAUUCAAGAAUGUGAAAAUGAAGAUGGGUAUAGCGAGGAACAAAGGCAGAGUACUAGAGAGACUACACCAAGUGCUCCAAAGCACCACCCUACGCCACUUCAUCAGCCUCACAAAAAUGGCAAACCCAAGAAGAUUAUUAAGCAGUCAGAUUCUGAUGCCAACGGAAUCGAAGAUGGUACUACAGUGUGGUGCAACAAGUGUCGUCCACACGCGCGUGAGAAAAUCUCUGUGGUUCCACUCGACAACAAUGGCCUCAACAAGCACUCUUCUUAUUCUUCAUCGAUUGCAAGUCCCAAUGGCAUAUUAAAGUCGAUAUUUUUAUCUUUAACUAAGAAGAGCCCGCGGUCUAGUCCAUCAGAGGCGGCGAGAGAGGAGCAGUGGAAGAUUGCAGUGGCUGAGCUCUCACAAAAGCUUAUUCACGCUACAAGAAAGAGAGAUGAGGCUCUUCUUGAAGCUUCAAGGCUUAAGUAUUCCAUGGCUGAGUUAGAGAAGAAGCUCAACAAGCUCGAAGUCUAUUGCCAUAACUUGAAAUCUGGGCUCGAUGAAUGUAGCACCAACUCAGCUUAUCAAACGGGAAUGAUAAAGACUAGCCACGGUAAUCGACACAGCUCAUUGGGGCUUAAUGACAAAGUGAUUGAACAUUUUUUGGUUUCUGUUUCGGAGUCUCGGUCUUCUGUCAAGCUAUUAAGCCGUUCACUCGCUAUGCAACUUAGGCACACGGGAAGCAAAGUAUACGAAAGAAUUUCAGUUCUUCUCCAACCUUAUGAUAUAAAAAUUUCACUAUCAAAGAACCCAAGAAGCUUGGUUUUUUACCUGGAGGCUUUACUGAACAAGGCUUUCUAUGAAGACUUUGAAUCAAUUGGGUUUCAAAGGAAUACCUCGAUUCAAAUCUUGAACCCGAUUGAUAGGUGCGAGGCUAACUUCGAGUCCUUCAACUUUCUUCGUGGGUUGACAUGGGAGGAAGUGUUAAACAAAGGAACAAGGCAUUUCAGCGAAGAGUAUAGCAGGUUUUGUGACAGGAAAAUGAGUGAAAUUGUUUCGAUGUUGGGAUGGAACAGAGCGUGGCCAGAGCCAUUGUUGCAGGCUUUCUUUGCUGCUUCAAAGAGUGUGUGGUUGGUGCACCUUUUAGCCAACUCGGUGCACCCAAGCUUGCCUAUAUUCAAAGUGGAUAUAGGUGUGGGGUUUGAUGGGGUUUACAUGGAGGAUAUGGGUGGAGAUAAGGUGAAAAGGUUGGUUCCAUCUGUGGUUCGUAUCAUGGUUGCACCUGGAUUCUAUGUCUAUGGCAGUGUGGUCAAAUGCAAGGUGCUAUGCAGGUACUAUAACGCCACCAACAACGAUCAAAGUAAUGGUGAAGGCAAGGGUAUAAUUAUAUGAACUUAAAACUUAAAACUUUGUGAUCCUUUUGUAAUACUUUUGCACUUUGUACUGCAUAUUGUUAUAUGGGGCAUGUUUCUAAUGGCCUAAUGGGUACCUAUGUUUCGAGACGUUGGGUUGUGGGGUUUUUGGGGUCAAAGUAAAGGAUUGGCAUUUCUUGGA
Messenger RNA from Quercus robur (English oak), 1811 nucleotides. RefSeq names its product IRK-interacting protein-like. The transcript is spliced from 2 exons. Lineage: Eukaryota; Viridiplantae; Streptophyta; Magnoliopsida; Fagales; Fagaceae. The record is from RefSeq and is a predicted model, not a curated record. The coding region runs from base 165 to 1649 and encodes 494 amino acids.